AUUCCCGUUAAUUUUUUUUCGCCACGUGAGCUUCCGACUCUCAGUCUUGACUCUUCGUAGAGUAUCUCGCAAGGCGCCGCCCUCGACACCUGCAGAUCUUCCACUUUUUUCCACGAGUAUGCUGGUGCGGCUUUCAGCUCAUGAGAGACGGAACGCUUUUAGCGAGCACCUACGAGGCGCAAAUCGAUAUUCCCAUCUCGUCCACUCUUUUCGCAAAGAAAGGCUCUUUCCGCUUUAAAGGAUUUUUUCCGUCCCCAGGUUCUUGCUGGCCUUCGCCUAGCCCUCGCGCGACGGGUCUAUUGCAAGUCUGUCGUCCACCCCGUUUGUCGGUUCUGCCAGUUUGUGUACAGACACUCGAGAGCAGACACGCGGAGCCUCGUCACUGCAUCCCCUGUCGUUUUCGCUUUUCUAGGACUUUUCUGAACUUGUCCACAUUUCGCCUUUGUUCGUCUGGCGCUGCUGAGCAGCCGCGGCCAAACAGGGAUACGUUUUCAUUCACCCACCGAUCUGAGGGCGUAUUCGUAUACAUGCUUACAUAUAUAUAUAUAUAUAUAUACAUGUGUAUAUAUAUGGAUAUAUACCUAUAG
Molecule: messenger RNA, 587 nt
Organism: Toxoplasma gondii ME49
Lineage: Eukaryota; Apicomplexa; Conoidasida; Eucoccidiorida; Sarcocystidae
Exons: 2
Coding region: 141-587 (148 amino acids)
Source: RefSeq, a predicted model, not a curated record